This is a messenger RNA of Frieseomelitta varia, 1260 nucleotides long. Its product is annotated as regulator of microtubule dynamics protein 1-like. Lineage: Eukaryota; Metazoa; Arthropoda; Insecta; Hymenoptera; Apidae. The coding region runs from base 316 to 1059 and encodes 247 amino acids. The record is from RefSeq and is a predicted model, not a curated record. Gene Ontology annotation, molecular function: microtubule binding. The transcript has 4 exons. Gene Ontology annotation, cellular component: mitotic spindle pole; cytoplasm; spindle microtubule.
UUUAUUUUUAAAUUAUUUUUAAAUCAGUUAAUUAAUAUGUCAUUACGGAGAAGGUUACUUGCUGUCAGAAAUAUAAAAACGUUACAAAGAAUAUUUGUUGACAGAACAAUUUUUCAAUCCUCACAAAAGGUUUGGAAUUAUAUCUAAGCUCGAUUUUAUUUACUAUAUUGUAUAACACUUCUAAAUUCUAUUGCAACCAAAAAAAUUUUCUAUUUUUAAUCAAUAUUAGUUAUAACUUGAUAAUCUGACUAUAUUUUCCAAAUUAGAAAUAAUCAACAUACAUUAGCAAAGAAAUUAUGUGCUGGAUCAUCAUUUAUGGCCAUGGGUAUUUGGGGUUUCACGAAAAAGAAAACUGAGAAUGAAGCAGUCAUAACUACAAAAGAAGUUUUAAUAGCAAAAGCUGAUGCAUUGUACGAUCAGGAACAAUAUCAAGAAAUAUAUGGACUUCUGAUAAAUUAUAAAGACAGUGAAGAUGUUGAAAUUAUAUGGCGUUUGUGUAGAGCAAUGUAUAAAAUAUCUAAGACUAGUAAUGAAGUAGAUGGAAAGAAGUUAAUUUUUGAUGCUUGUGAUUUAAUAUUUGAAGCACUUAAAAUAAAAGAGGAUCAUUGGUCGGUACACAAAUGGGCAUCAAUUCUUCUUAAUUCUAAGACCUUUUAUGAAGGAAUAAAAGCUCAAAUAAAAGAGUCAUAUAACAUUAAGAAACAUAUGCUGAGAGCAAUAGAAUUAAAUCCAGAGGAACCAACACUUAUGUAUAUGUUAGGCAAUUGGUGUUAUCAAGUUGCUGAUUUAACUUGGUAUCAAAGAAAAAUUGCGUCAGUGAUAUUUGGAGAACCGCCUUCAUCAUCAUUUGAGGAAGCUUUGAAAUAUUUUGAAACUGCAGAAGAAAUUGAUCCCAAUUUUUACAGUCAAAAUUUGUUAAUGUUGGGGAAGACUUAUCUAAAAUUAAAUCAAAAAGGUCAAGCUUUGAAAUACUUAAAAAUGACCGUUGAAUAUCCAGCAAAAAAUGAAGAUGAUCGCGAUGCUAAGCAGGAAGCACAAAAAUUGUUAAAGAACUUUUGAUGGACAUUGUAUGAAUCAUAAUUAUACAAUGGAUGAUUGCACGUAAGGCUUAAAUAAGUUUUUAGUUUAAAGGAUAAGUUAAAAUUAAAAUCAUUACUUCUGAAGUAGCAAUUAUUCCUAUUUCAAGUAAGAUACAAUGUAAAUUUUACACUAAUUAACUAUUUUACUUUUAUAUAUACACUGUUACAAAGUUUAUAUAUA